CGGUAACUCAGCACCGGAAGUUAGAGAUCGUGUCUAUUUUUUCCUGCCACCUGUCCGAGUCAGUCCAGAGAGUCACAUUUACACAAUCAGAGCAGCAGCAACAAAAGAAAAGUAGAACAUUACAAAGAAGUAAAGGAAAGAAAGGAGGGCAGAGAAAGGGGGAAAAAUGAAGUCUAUUUUUUAUUUGCCUCCAGUUUUGCUCACUUUCAUUCUGUCAGGAUGCAGCGGCAGGAACGAGGAGGAACGUCUCAUCAAACACCUGAUGAAGGGAUACAACAAAGAACUGCGUCCAGUGCAAAAUAAAGAUGAGACGGUGCCGAUCUAUCUCUCACUGACGCUCUCCAACCUCAUCUCUCUGGACGAAGUCAGUGAGACUUUACUGACCAAUGUGUGGAUGGAUCACGGCUGGACCGACCCCAGACUUGCAUGGAACGAGUCCGAGUUUGAUGACAUCUCUAUCGUUCGUCUGCCUUCCCGCAUGGUUUGGCUUCCCGAGAUCGUGUUGGAGAACAAUAAUGAUGCCCAGUUCGAAGUGGCGUAUUACUGUAACGUGUUGGUGUAUCCCAGUGGCUUUGUGUACUGGCUUCCUCCUGCCAUCUUCCGUAGUUCUUGUUCCAUCAACGUCUACUAUUUUCCUUUCGACUGGCAAAACUGCAGCCUAAAGUUCAGCUCUUUAACCUACAAUGCCAAAGAGAUCAGCUUGAAUUUAAAAGAAGAUAUGGAUGAGGAAACGCAGAAGAUGUUCCCCAUGGAGUGGAUCGUCAUCGACCCUGCAGAAUUCAAAGAGAAUGGUGAGUGGGAGAUUGUUCACAGACCUGCCAGGAGAAACAUCUACAAGCACAUCCCUUUGGACAGCAACAAGCACCAGGACAUCACCUUCUACCUCAUCAUCAAACGCAAGCCUCUGUUUUACAUCGUCAACAUCAUCAUCCCCUGUGUGCUGAUCUCCUUCCUGGCCUCGCUGGUGUACUACCUGCCUGCAGACAGUGGUGAGAAAAUGACGCUGUCCAUCUCAGUACUCUUGGCCCAGUCUGUAUUCCUGCUCCUGAUAUCGCAGCGUUUACCCGAGACCUCCAUGGCUGUUCCGCUGAUCGUUAAGUACCUGAUGUUCAUCAUGGUCUUGGUCACUGUGGUGGUGUUGAACUGUGUUGUCGUGUUGAACCUCCACUUCAGGACCCCCAGCACACAUGUCAUGUCUGAGUGGACCAAAGAGUUCUUCCUGGAGAAGCUUCCUCGUUUCCUCCACAUGUCCCGUCCGGCUGAGAGCGAGCUGCAGUGGGAGGGAGCUUUGACCAGACGCUCCAGUUCUGUGGGUUACAUUGCCAAAGCCGAGGAAUAUUACAGCGUCAAGUCCCGAAGUGAACUGAUGUUCGAGAAGCAGUCGCAGAGACACGGCCUGACAACCAGGCCCACGCCCACCGCUGUGUUUAACUCUAGCAACGAGUCCGACGUGACCGAUCAGCUGUUUAACGAGCUGAAGCCGGCUGUGGAAGGAGCGAACUACAUCGUCAAGCACAUGCGAGACAAAAACGACUAUAGCGAGGAGAAGGAUAACUGGAGUGGAAUUGCCAGGACGGUGGACCGCCUCUGUUUCUACAUCGUGACUCCCAUCAUGACCAUUGGAACCAUUUUCAUCUUCCUGAUGGGAAACUACAACCAUCCUCCUCCUCUUCCGUUCGAGGGAGACUCGUUCACUUACAGAGAGGAAGACCGACGCUUUAUAUGAUUCAGCAGCGACACUGAGUAAUUGUUUGCUUUUAGUUUUGUGUGAUUAAACUUUACUAGAGUUUUCUCAGCGUACUCUAUCUAAUGUUUGUUGUAGAAUUGAACAUGAAAUAAACAGAUCUGGAAUUUA
Molecule: messenger RNA, 1855 nt
Organism: Silurus meridionalis
Lineage: Eukaryota; Metazoa; Chordata; Actinopteri; Siluriformes; Siluridae
Gene: chrnd
Product: cholinergic receptor, nicotinic, delta (muscle)
Exons: 12
Coding region: 167-1726 (519 amino acids)
Biological process (GO): nervous system process; monoatomic ion transmembrane transport; chemical synaptic transmission
Cellular component (GO): synapse; neuron projection; postsynaptic membrane
Molecular function (GO): acetylcholine-gated monoatomic cation-selective channel activity; transmembrane signaling receptor activity
Source: RefSeq, a predicted model, not a curated record